AUGAGUGUUGUAACUGACUUUAACGACAACACAAUGGUAGGUUAUGGAUAUUGCCAUGGAACAGUAAGAGCAGGAAGACGCUGCAGCACAGCAAAAGCAUUUCUCGAGCCAGCGAGGAGACGAACGAAUCUACAUAUAAAGCAGAGAGCUUUGGUAACCAGGGUACUGAUAGACGUCAACACCAAGGCCGCCUACGGCGUGCAAUAUCUGGAGCACGGUAGAACGAAAGUAGUCAGAGCAUCUCGUGAAAUCAUUCUGUCUGCUGGGGCGUUCGGUUCACCAAAGAUACUUAUGCACUCUGGAGUUGGAAGGCAGGAAAUUUUAAAGCCGUUGGGGAUCUCCGUUAUCCAGAACUCUAGCGUUGGCUGUAACUACCACGAUCACAUUCUCUACGAGGGCCUCGCGUAUGUCUUCGACUGCAGAAAUUUCGGAAGGGAGAGUCUGCUAAAGGACACGCUCAGGUACUACCGGAACAAAAGCGGGCCGUUUUCUAACAUCCUCUGCAAUGGAUUUAUGGGCUUCUUGCAGACGAUAAAUGAGACCUCCAAGGGAAACAGGCCGAGCAUGCAAGUGUAUCACCAGUGCGCAGCACUAGCGAUCCCCGUGGGCGAUACCGUCCCAGUCAUCAUAUCAGCAACGACGAAAAUUAGUCGGCAGGCAGAGUGGAUACAAGUGUUAACGGAAACAGGGUGCAUGGUUGGGCCAGUGCUGUUGCUUCUGCAGCCGCGCAGUAGGGGUUGCGUCGAGCUGCGAAGCGCGAACCCGCACGAUGAUCUGAUCGUCAAGGCCAACUACAUGACGCAACCCGAGGACGUGGAGACCUUACUGGAAGGCCUCCAGCAGGUGGUCGACGUCGGCCUGCGGACCCCCGGCGUGCGAGGUGUUCGCCACGUACCACUGCCACAGUGCUCCCACUACGGCGCCCUCACUAAGGACUACUGGCGCUGCGCCAUGCCUUUCGUGACAUCAUCGGCUAUGCACCCGGUCGGCACUUGCGCCAUGGGCGCCGGAAAUGACGCAGUCGUCGAUCCACAGCUGCGGGUGCGGGGCAUAUCUGCGCUGCGCGUCGUCGACGCCUCGGUCAUGCCAGCUAUCGUCAGUGGCAACACCAACGCACCAACCAUUAUGAUCGGAGAAAAGGCUGCAGAUAUGAUUGCUGAGACAUGGCGCGGACGAAACUGA
Molecule: messenger RNA, 1182 nt
Organism: Schistocerca serialis cubense
Lineage: Eukaryota; Metazoa; Arthropoda; Insecta; Orthoptera; Acrididae
Product: choline dehydrogenase, mitochondrial-like
Exons: 1
Coding region: 1-1182 (393 amino acids)
Molecular function (GO): flavin adenine dinucleotide binding; oxidoreductase activity, acting on CH-OH group of donors
Source: RefSeq, a predicted model, not a curated record